GCAUCUGUUUAAGACCGCCAGCACCAGGAUCUCGUUCACAGUUCAGAUUUGUGAGAAUCCAGGAUAGAAAGAAAGCAAAGAGUCAUGAUGUCAGCACCAGUGUGUUUGAUUGAAAGUGAUCAAAAUGGAAAGUUUCAUGUGAGAAAAGAGGCCAAAGAAAUUCUGGAUGGAAUCAAUGAGCCGGUGGUGGUGGUGUCUGUAGUUGGACUCUACCGUACUGGGAAGUCUUACCUUAUGAACCGCCUUGCAGGACAACAGUCAGGCUUUGCUCUUGGCAACACAAUUGAGUCAAAGACCAAAGGUAUCUGGAUGUGGUGCAUCCCUCACCCAUCUAAAGCAGGACAGACUCUGGUGCUGCUGGACACAGAGGGACUGGGUGAUGUAGACAAGGGAGACUCUAAGAAUGACGGCUGGAUUUUCUGUCUGGCGGUUUUGCUCAGCAGCACCCUGGUGUACAACAGCAGAGGAACCAUUGAUAAUGAUGCAGUGCAAAAGCUCCAAUAUGUUACUGAACUCACUGAGCAAAUCAAGAUCAAAUCCCCAUCAUCUCCAUCAAAAGUAGCAGAUGUGACAGGGAAAGAGGAUUAUGAGUUUGUGUGCUUUUUCCCAUCAUUCGUCUGGUGUGUGAGGGAUUUUAUCCUGGAAUUAGAAAUUGCUGGAGAGCAAGUGACAGAGGACGAAUACCUUGAAUUUGGUCUCAAUUUAAAGAAGGAUUGCAAAAUCAGUAACUACAACGAGACUCGUGAAUGUAUCCGGAAGUAUUUUCCUUCCCGGAAGUGUUUCGUGUUCUCAUUCCCAACCUUACCGAAAAGCAUGAAACAUUUAGAGAGCCUAAAAGAGCAGGACCUUAUGCCAGAUUUUCUGGAGGCCACAGGCCAUUUCUGUGAAUACAUCUUUGAGAAGAGUGCUGUGAAAACGCUGAAAGGGGGUCACAGAGUUAAUGGGAAAAUGCUUGGUGAUCUGGCUCAGAUUUAUGCAGACACAAUCAGCAGUGGUAAUGUGCCCUGUCUGGACAAUGCAGUGGUUGCUCUUGCAAAUCAAGAGAACCAGGCAGCUGUUGAAGAAGCUUUAAAGGUUUAUAAGAGUGGGAUGAAAGAGGUGGUGAUGAAGUUUCCAGUUAGCGUGACUGAUCUUACCCAAGAGCAUCAGAACGUAAGCAGUCAGGCAACAUCUGAGUUCACAAAACGUUCAUUUAAAGAUGAAAAUGAUGAGUACCUUAAAAAGCUGGAGGAAGAGAUAGGUAAAUACUAUCUAAACCUUUUGGAGGAGAAUAAGAUGGCAUCAGAAAGGAAAUGCAAAGAGCUCCUGAAGGAUCUGUUUUCUAGUAUGAGUGAACGACUGAAUAAUGGAGAAUACAGUCGGUGUGGAGGAUAUGCAGCUUACUGUAGAGACAGAGACGCCAACAUUGAAAAAUACCAGAGUGAACCAAACAAAGGAGUCAGGGCUGAAGCUGUGUUGAAUGAGUUCAUAAAUGAGAGAGGACCUGAGGCAAACAUCAUCCUUCAAACUGAUGAACAACUGACUAAAAGGGAGAAAGAAAUUCAGGAGGAGAGAGAAAAGAAAACUCUGAUGGAACAGAAGCUUAAGGAGGAGGAGGAGAAACGUAUUGAGAGUGAGCUACUGUUGGAGGCAGAGAAAAAGCGCCAGGAGGAAAUGAAGAUACAGAUAGAGGAGAAGUUUAAAAAGGAGAUGAAGCAACAGCAGGAUGAGAUAAAAAGAGGUCUGGAGAGCAAACUAAAGGAGCAGGAGGAGCUGCUGAAGAAAGGCUUUAAAGAGAAAGCUGAACUUCUUGGCAAAGAGAUGAAUAAGUUACAAGAAGAGCAAAAUAGUUUUGGAGUUGUAGGGAAAUUUUUUGGUAAUCUCUUUGACAUAGUUCCCAACCUUGUCACUGGCAAGGGCUUUAUAUGGCGUUAAACUAAUGUGAGUAUUUUAUAACAAUAUACUCCACACUGCUCCACUUUGCUUACUUUCUCAGAUAAAAAAUAAUUUUCACUGGGAUCGAGAAAUCAUUAGAAUUUUAAGGUCAUGCACUGGAUAUGCCCUAUCUUCAUAAACUUUUUAAAGGGACUAUAAGUAGGAUUUACCCCAUCUAGUGGUGAAACUGUAUUUUCCAUUCAAACGAAUAGUGCUCUCUAGCGCCUCGCUUUUCCAAAUGCGUGUUGCAACUACGGUAGCCGUUAUGUACUCACUGAUCUCAUUGUCCGUUUCAGCUGGUUCACGUGUUGUGAACAAAAACGUGUUGCGGUAGGCUAGUGCUUUUUGUCCCUCUCUGCUAUUAUAGUUUUUCAAUAGAGGGUAUGCAUUGAUGUCACUUUUCCACCUGACCACCCGGAACUCACCCUGUUGA
Molecule: messenger RNA, 2347 nt
Organism: Paramisgurnus dabryanus
Lineage: Eukaryota; Metazoa; Chordata; Actinopteri; Cypriniformes; Cobitidae
Product: guanylate-binding protein 3-like
Molecular function (GO): GTP binding; GTPase activity
Source: RefSeq, a predicted model, not a curated record